Molecule: messenger RNA, 1821 nt
Organism: Elephantulus edwardii (Cape elephant shrew)
Lineage: Eukaryota; Metazoa; Chordata; Mammalia; Macroscelidea; Macroscelididae
Gene: MON1A
Product: MON1 secretory trafficking family member A
Exons: 5
Coding region: 8-1675 (555 amino acids)
Biological process (GO): vesicle-mediated transport; protein targeting to vacuole
Source: RefSeq, a predicted model, not a curated record
CCAAGGGAUGGCAGCUGACAUGCAGAGGAAGAGAAGCAGUGAAUGCCCCGAUGGCACAUUGGCUCCUUCUGACGGGCAGAGUAUGGAGAGAGCUGAGAGCCCCACACCAGGACUGGCCCAGGGAAUGGAGCCAGGUGCUGGGCAAGAGGGUGCUAUGUUCGUCCAUGCCCGUUCCUAUGAGGACCUGACUGAGUCUGAGGAUGGAGAGGCAUCCGGGGAGAGCCCCAAGGAAGGUGCUGGAGGGCCCCCACCACUGCCGGCAGAUAUGCGCCAGAUCAGCCAGGACUUCAGUGAGCUGAGCACCCAGCUAACGGGUGUGGCCCGAGACCUGCAGGAAGAGAUGCUGCCUGGAAGCUCAGAGGACUGGUCAGAGCCCCCAGGGGCAACUGGGCGGCCAGCCACAGAACCCCCCAGGGAGGGUACCACUGAGGGGGAUGAGGAAGAUGCUACUGAAGCAUGGCGCCUGCAUCAGAAGCACGUCUUUGUGCUGAGCGAGGCAGGGAAGCCUGUGUACUCCCGCUAUGGGUCAGAGGAGGCACUCUCCAGCACCAUGGGUGUCAUGGUAGCCCUGGUGUCCUUUCUGGAGGCAGACAAGAAUGCCAUACGCUCCAUCCACGCAGAUGGCUACAAGGUGGUGUUUGUGCGCCGAAGCCCGCUGGUGCUGGUGGCCGUAGCGCGCACGCGGCAGUCGGCACAGGAGCUGGCUCAGGAGCUGCUGUACAUCUACUACCAGAUCCUGAGCCUUCUCACCGGUGCCCAGCUGAGCCACAUCUUCCAGCAGAAGCAGAACUACGACCUGAGGCGCCUGCUCUCGGGUUCAGAGCGGAUCACUGACAAUCUGCUUCAACUCAUGGCCCGGGACCCCAGUUUCCUGAUGGGCGCAGCCCGCUGCCUGCCGCUGGCCGCAGCUGUGCGUGAUGUCGUAAGCUCAAGUUUGCAGCAGGCAAAGGCCCGUAGCCUCGUCUUCUCCAUCCUGCUGGCCCGCAACCAGCUUGUGGCGCUGGUGCGUCGCAAGGACCAAUUCCUACACCCCAUCGAUCUGCACUUGCUUUUCAACCUCAUUAGCUCCUCUUCGUCCUUUCGUGAGGGUGAAGCCUGGACGCCCGUGUGCCUGCCCAAAUUCAACUCUGCAGGCUUCUUCCACGCACACAUCUCUUACUUGGAGCCUGAUACUGACCUCUGCCUGCUGCUGGUCUCCACUGACCGAGAGGACUUCUUUGCGGUUUCUGACUGCCGACGCCGCUUCCAGGAGCGCCUGCGGAAGCGCGGAGCCCACCUGGCCCUGCGGGAGGCCCUACGCACACCUUACUACAGUGUGGCCCAAGUGGGUAUUCCGGACCUCCGCCACUUCCUCUAUAAGUCAAAGAGCUCAGGACUGUUCACCAGCCCUGAGAUCGAGGCCCCCUACACAAGUGAAGAGGAGCAGGAGCGGCUCUUGGGCCUCUACCAGUACUUGCACAGCCGUGCCCACAAUGCCUCCCGGCCACUCAAGACCAUCUACUACACAGGACCCAAUGAGAACCUCUUGGCCUGGGUGACAGGUGCCUUUGAGCUCUACAUGUGCUACAGCCCCCUGGGGACCAAAGCAUCGGCCGUCAAUGCCAUCCAUAAGCUGAUGCGUUGGAUCCGCAAAGAGGAAGAUCGCCUCUUCAUCCUCACACCCCUCACCUACUGAUGGGAAUGUAUGCAGGCCCAAACUUCCUGGACCUGUUGGGAUGUGGGCAGCCAUGAGAGCCUCCAGGUGGGGCUAGCCUUUUCUUACCCAGCCAGCAGGCAGGGACUGUGGCUUGGUGUGUGCAUUAAAGUGCUUUGAGAAAUACA